Zootermopsis nevadensis is the source of this 2651-nucleotide messenger RNA. RefSeq lists its product as uncharacterized. Lineage: Eukaryota; Metazoa; Arthropoda; Insecta; Blattodea; Termopsidae. The record is from RefSeq and is a predicted model, not a curated record.
UGCCGAUAUCAGUGAAACGCUGAACGACUGAUGAUGUGUACUGGUUUAUCAGUGUUUACUUCAGAACGGGACCGGCAGGCACGCUAAAAGUAGAGUAAUGAAAUCAACGCCCAAGAUGUAUUUUGCAGCGAGAAUGUUACAACCGAAUAAAUAAAACUCCGUUGUAGACAACUGUAGUGCCAUGGCUAAAACAGACAUCGUGAUACCUCAGGGCGUUGCCUUAGACAAGCGGCGUUAUGGCGUCUUCUCCUGGGGCCUGCUGAUGUCGGCCCUGCUGCUUCUGCUGGUAGUGGUGGUGCUGGCUGUGGUGCUGUUUGUUGCCGUCGAUAACUCUACACUGGUGCUCAUCAUUCUUGUAGUUUGUCUUGUCGCUGUCGGCGUAUCAGCAUGUUUAUUCUUGGAGUGGCUGCACCGGCGAGCACUCAGGCGUAGAGACGAGGGCGCCAGAGCAUGGAUACAUCGGACCAUCAGUGGGAAACAGCUGGCUAUUGAAACAGAGCCCGCGCCACUGCCAGAGCCCAGUGUGCCCUCACUUACCCCCCGUUCGUCCUGGAUCCACUGGGCACCAUGGAAAACCGCCCGUAGCACUGGGGUGCCAUCUUCACGGAGCACUGAUACUCCGUCUUCACGGAGCACUGGUCCGCCAUCUUCACGGAGCACAGAUUCACCAUUUUAUACCAUCGUUUCACGUAAUGGAAGAUAAUGGUACAACAGUCGAAUAUAUUAGAGUAGUGAAGUUCUCUCAGCUAUUACAAAUGAAAACGUAUUUCAUACGUUUGUGUAGGAACUAUACGCGCGUUUACAAUCUGCACGGAAUGAAAGGAUACAAACUCAUAUUAAAAUCUGAUGUAAAAGUUCCGUCGCAGAAACAGUAAUUCUCAGUUUGCAGUGAACACACAUGCUCCAAAACAGUCAACACAUCAAAGAACUGUUUUUUUUCCACAAUACCAAUUAAUUCAUGGGCUUCGCCUAUACUGAAUAAGAACUCUGAUUCGAAAUUAUUUACACUUAAUUCACAUGACAUUAAGGAUUUCGCAAGUCCUUUACUAUAAUAACUAGCCUUUAACUCGUUUUACUCGUUUUGUCCAUGUUUAUAUUGACUUCCUGGAUGUCGUGAAGAUUUUGGUACUGUGUAGACACAAUAACCCCUAUCAAGGGUCACGAAAUAUGCUUAAAACUUGACAAUAAGCUAACUGCAUUGUACGCAUGCGUUGGAAAAAUUUAUACUGUCAUGUAAAAUACAUUAAUCUGAACAAGCACAUACUGUGCGUAUUAGAAAGAGUCCCAUUUCUAGUUUCAAAACCGUUCAGACUUCUUUUAUAAACUACUUCAACGCAGGGAACCCUCGAAAUGACCCGAAUCUCCGCCUGUCUCGAGUGGAAUGUCACGAUUAUUCCGAAAGGAAACAUUCGAUCAACUCAUCCCACUUCUUCAUACAGAGCUCGCCUCUCACAAACACAAAAACUCAUUGGGUGGACUCCUUGGACACAACCACAAAUUGCAAAGUCCUCGCAGCGUUAGUUAACUAAGUGACCAGCCGAAAACUUGUAAAGAACAUGGGGAGUUUUUAAGAUGGCUGUCUUCUGGGUUGUUAUGUCUACACGGUGCAACAACUCACAUUAGCCGUGAGAACCUGAAAUCUCACUUAACUGAGAACUUUCAUAAAUCUCAAAAUAAAUGCAAUAAAAGUACACAGAACGUAAGCCUAAUUCUUCUUUCCUGUGGAGAGAUACGUUCGUCGGGUAAACUAAGAAUAUUUUCAUCCCGGGGAAGGUUGAAUGAAACUAUUUAAUAAUUUUUAAAAUUGUUUUUAACUCAUUAAUCAACGUUUCGGAAGUUGUUUCUACGUCCAUCUUCAGUGCAAUCUAAAAUGUAUUAUUAACGCUUCCCUCUUAUACUUUCUAAGUAUAUGGAACUAAAAAUUUAAAUGUAAUACAGUACAUUUUAUUUAAAAUUCGAGGUAACCUCUUUAUGUACAUGAAAGUAACCACUGGCCUAACACGAAAAUUAAUGUGGAGACAACAGCGUGUCGCAUGUAGACCGAAGGCCCUUGGUUGUGCAUCCCUGCUUGAAAGCAAGGGAUCAAGUAUUACACCCAUAGAAACCACCUCUAAAUAAAGGUUUAAUACGCUCUAAUCUUCAGUUUUUUUGGGAAAACAGAUGUGUAAACACUGUACAAACAAAGCCAAGAACUUAUUUGCUGUCAUGAAGCGGGCUUUAUACUUGCAGCCACGUCUGCAACUCAGUGUCGAGGGCUAGUCAGUUAUUCCAGUGAUUAGAAUGCAGAAACCAGGUAGUAAUUAAAUUAACAGCAAUUAGAAUUUCCAACAUAGGAGCUACGUGCUGAAAAUAACGUGAACCGCAUCGACACUUCUGAGAACAACGCGCGCUUGGACAUGCGGUUCCAGAAUCGGCAGAAAGAUCCAUCUGCGUGUUUUAAGGAUUUCGACAAAAUUCCUAUCUUGGUAUUAAUAUGAGGUAAAGACGAAAAUAAUUGCUAUAUAAUUUCCAAAUUAUAAAACCAUUAUUCUUUAUAAGAAUUGCCAUUCCAUGAUGGCUUUGGUUCGAGUUUAUUUAUAAAACAUUAGUUGAAAUGUAAUUUAUCCACUUCUUUACGUUUCCAAUAAACGACUCGUAUGUUGCUAAAAUUA